Molecule: messenger RNA, 4677 nt
Organism: Closterium sp. Naga37s-1
Lineage: Eukaryota; Viridiplantae; Streptophyta; Zygnematophyceae; Desmidiales; Closteriaceae
Source: the annotation of a GenBank genome assembly
AUGGAGUUAAAGCAGCUGCCGAGUCUGGUAGGGUUACCAGAGUCGAUAGGGCACCUGGGGGGUCUGCGAGUGUUGGAGGUGGAGGGGUGCGAUGCGUUGCGGGAGGUGCCUGAGUCCUGGGCGCAUCUGUCGGGGCUGGAGCGGCUGUGCGUGAAUGGCGCCCGGCAUUUGACCACCCUGCCGCCCUUCCGCGUUGCGUCCUCUGCGUUGGGUCUUGGUGGCGGGAACGCUGGCGGGUUGAGGGCGGGAGGUUCGGGUGGAUUCGGUUGGUUGGAGCGGCGUGAGCGGCAUAGGUCACUGGAUGAGCUGUCUCUUGAAGAUGCUUCGACUUCUGCAGGUGCUGCUGCUGAUGCUCAUGCUGAUGCUGCUCAUGCAUCAGCUGUCAGCACGCUGUUUGGCCUUACUGCGCCCGCAGCCCCCAACACCAAUACACCCAGCAACACAACCAGGUCACCUUCUUAUGCUGCUGCUGCUGCUGCUGCUGCUGCUGCUGCUGCUGCUGCUGCUGCUGCUGCUGCUGCUGCUGCUGCUGCUGCCGCUGCUGCUGCUGCUGCUGCUCCAGGGCCGUACUCUUUCCACGACCCAACCCUCCCUCUCACCAACCCUCCACACCUCUCCGCCACCCUUUCCUCUCUCCGUUUCCUGGAAAUUUCCGACUGUGCUUCGCUCAUUUCCCUGCCCGAAGACCUCGGGCAGCUUCCUGCCCUUGACACGCUGCUCCUGCUCAAGCUCCCGUCCCUCGAACGCCUGCCCGACUCACUCGGGCAGCUGCCCGCGCUGAAAGUUUUUGGCCUAUCGCUCUGCCCGCGCCUGGAAGAGCUGCCCGUUUCCAUGGCGAACCUGCCCGUGCUACAGUGCCUGGUGAUACACGACUGCUGGCGAUUGGCUUCCCUCCCCCCCAACGCCCUGAAGCAGUGGGAAACCCUAACGGAGCUGAUUGUAGCGGAUUGCCCUGCUCUAGACGACCUUGGGUUUGGGCUGGAGGGAGCAGAGGGGGAGAGGGAGGGGGGGAGGAAGAGGCGGAGGUGGGCUGGUGCGGGAUGGAGGAGAGUGAGAGGGGGAGGGAUGGAGGGAGCGGGGCGAGGGGAGGGGAGUGGGAUGGGGAGGAGGAGGGUGGGGAAAGCAGCGAUAGAUGAUGAUGACGAUGAAUUUGAGGGAGAUUCUUCAGACGAGGAGGAUGACGAGAGUUACGUGAGUGACGAGGAGGAAGAGGAGGAGAGUGAGACUGAUGAUGGGGAUGAGGACGAGGGCAAUGGAUCAGAGGACGAAGAGGAGACGUGGGACGAUGACUCUCCCGUGCACUUCCCCUUCCCUACCACCACAUCCACAUCCACAGCCACCGCAUCGUCCUUCCGACCCCCACACAUCCCAUCAUCUUCCGCAUCACCAUCAUCAGCAGCAUCGUGCAGGCCGGCACGCCAUCUCCACCACUACGAGAGGGUGCUCUCGCGCCUCUCCCACCUGCAUUACCUCGAGGGAUGGCUGUCCGGCAGCCCGCCUCUGCUCGCCUACUUUGAAAACUCCUUCCCCCACGGCCUCUACUCCUCCCUGCGCCUCUCUGCCGCUCCUGGGCCGUCCCCUGCGUCCUUCAAUCUUCCUCCUCCGUCGUCCAGCCCGUCAGCUGCUUGCAACCCUCUGCUGUCUGGCAUCCCCCCACCUCCGCCUGCCUCUGCUUCGCUUGCCACCACCACCGCCACUACUGCCGCUGGGGCAGCUACUAGAACCACCAACCGAGUCUUGGGCGGCGCACUCCCCCGUCUGCACAUUCUCGUGGUGGACGGCUGCGGUUUGGACUAUCUGCCGCCCGGUCUGCUGCAGCUGCCCGAGGUGAAGGCGAUUGGAUUCUGCGGGCGGCACGGCGUGGGGUUUAGGGACAAGCAGGCGCCGGGGAGGGAGGGGUUUUCCCAUCACGCGUGUGGCACACCGCAAACCCCUUCAGAGCAGCCGCUGAUUGGUCCGCACUUGACGAGUCCUGAUCUGUUCCGUGGAAUAAAGGAGAGUCCUGACCUGUUCCGUGGAAUAAAGGUGGCGAGGCUGCUGGUAGCAGCGCCCUUCCUGCUGGCGUUCCUACUCGCCUCGCUCACCUCCCCGGUGCUCAUACCCGUCUUCCUCCUAGCCGCUGCGGCCGUGCUCUUUGCCUCCCUGCUCGCCUCCUGGGUGCGGUCCAGGGAUGAUGGAGGGAACACCCUCAGACAGGUGACAGCAGCCGUCCAAAGAGGGGCCUCAACUCUCCGAGCAGCGGUGACAGCAGCAGCAGCCAAGGCGGUGCUAGUGGCCACCAUGCUGGUGGCGCUCAUCCACCUCUCCCACCAGCUCUCACCUCAGCAGGAGGCCACCGGGGUGCACCGCUCCCUGCUCGCCUUUGUCUCGCUGCUCUCCUUCCUCCUGGGAGGCUCCUGCAUGGCUCUUGCAGCGCACGCUGCAGUGUGGGUGUCCGUGCCUGCUGCUGCCAGGAUUGCUGCUGCUGCCAGGCGAUCCCCCCAAGAGGCCCUUCAGGUGGCGAUUCGUGCAGCGGGAGCAGCAGCGCUGGUGGUGGCGGCGGUGCCGGUGGUGGGGAUGGGCAUCAACUACAGCGCCCUGCUCGCCUUCUUCCACAUGCACCUCGCCCCGCUCCCCGCCUCCCUCGCUGCACAAAAACGAAGAGGCCUCUCCGCCACUGCUGCCUCGGCCGCUACUGCGGGUUCGGCUAUGGCUUCAGCAGGCCUUAAGCCCACUGAUUUGCCGGCAUUGCUUGUCUGCUUCUGUUUCGGGGCGGCAGUGGUGUCUCUCUUCUACCACCUCCCGCCGUCCAUCUUCUCCCGCUCCCUGGCUCUGGGCCACAAGCUUAUAUCGAGGAUGGACAGAAGCGCAUCUGAGGCGGCAGGAGGGGGCGCCAAUGUUGUUGCUGUUGCUGACAUGGUGGGGGUGGGCAUGGCGAGGGGGGCAGCGAGGGCGUGUGAGGCGUUCUGCCUGGCUGCAGCGGAGGCAGUGGCAUCGAUGGUGCUGGGGGCGCAUGUGGCACAGCACUGCGCCAUCGACAACCCAACAGGGUUCAUCCUUCUGCCCCUCGUGGUGCUCUCUCUCGACCUCCUCACAUCAGCCGCAGCCAUACUCUCCGUCUCUGCUGCUGCUGGCUCCUCCCGCCUCCCUCACUCUCUCCCCGUCGACUCCUCUUCCUCUUACUCCUCCUCCUCCUCCCCCUUCUCCUCGCACUCGCCGCUCUUCCGCUCCUCUCCCCGCUCGCCCAUGGUGCGGGGAUCAGUGCUGCCCACAGCAGCAGAGGAGGUGGUGGGGUGUAUAUUCAACGGAUACGCGCUCUCGCUUGUGCUCGCUGUCUCAUCAUUCGCCCUGGCGACCAGGUGGUUGCUAUUCACGGAGCAGGCCCCUCUAGCCUGGCUGCACUUCUUCUUCUGCGCCCUCCUCGGAAUGCUCUCCUCCAUCCUCCUCCUCCUCUCCUCCUCCCUCCUCUCCGCCCCGCACCUCCCCCCCGUCCGCUCCCUCGCAAUCGCCUCCUCCUCCGGCCACGCAUCCAACAUCUCCUCCGGCCUCGCCCUCGGGAUUGCCGCCGCCGCGCCGCCAGCUGUCAUCGUGGGAUUGGCCGUGGCGGCGGCGGUGUGGCUGGGGCGGAAUUCGGGGCUGGUGGAUGGGAAGGGGGAGCCGGCAGGGGGGCUGCUGGGCCUGGCUGUGGCGGUGAUGGGCAUGCUCAGCAGCGGGUGCUUCUCCCUCACCACGGAUCUGUUUCAGCUGGCUGUUUCGCAUGCCGGCCUGCUUUGUAAAAUGAUGGCACAGGUGAGUCGGGGACACGAGGUCAACCAAAGGGGGUGGUGGAUGGGAAAAGAGGGAGUUGCUGGUGAGGGAGUGGGGGUUUACUCUGCUGGGGCUGGCUACGGAGGCGGCAUGUCUUCAGACCAUAUGGCAGCAGCAGGAGGAUCACCGCAUCUGUUGCAACAACAAGUAUCCUCAGACGCAGCUGCAGCAACGGGAGGGGUAGGUGGAGGGGUAGCGACAGGAGAGAUGGCAGCAGGAGGGUUUGCAGCAGCAGGCAGCACAGGGGACUCCUCAUCCUCGUUACACACAGCACUGCACAAUAUUGACCUGCUGCGGCCAGAGCUGCUAGUGGCGUGCAUGGUGGGGGCGGCAGUGGUGGUGGGAGGCGUGGCGAUGGCAGGUUCUGGGGUGACGCGGUGCACGGCCAUUGUUUUGCGAGAGGGACGCAGACACCUGCACCACCGAGCCGAGGAGAAGCAGGCAUACCCGAGGGCGCCCAUGGUACUGAAUGACCCAUCUCGCUUCGUGGGUGCAGUGGCGGCUGUGAGCCUCAGGGAGCUGCUGCUGCCAGGCCUGCUCGCUGUCGCUGCUCCAAUCGCCAUGGGCAUCAUAGUGCGGUCAGUAGGCAAAGCCACCCUCCAGCCUCUCUUGGGAGCACGGGCGGUGGCGGCGCUGCUUCUAGUCGCGGUGCUGGUGACGCUGCUCCUGGCAGCGCUCUUCAACGGGGCUGGCAGUGCGUGGAGGGGCGCCAGGGAUGUGGUGGAAGCAGGGCACUUGGGAGGGCCGGGGAGUGAAGCACACAAAGCCACCAUCACUGGCGACACGGUUGGUGGUACUCUGCGGGAGACGCUAGCACCCACACUUCACAUCCUGCUCAACCUGCUUGCUACAGCUGCUCUAGCGGCUGCUCCCCUGUUCUUUGAACACUAA